Messenger RNA from Peronospora farinosa, 1032 nucleotides. The record is from the annotation of a GenBank genome assembly. NCBI's taxonomy places the organism in Eukaryota, Oomycota, Peronosporomycetes, Peronosporales, Peronosporaceae.
AUGCUUGCAUGCAUUUCAAACAAUACUCACUCACUUGAAGUGACACGACAUUUGCAAUUGCAACAAGAUGAUCAAUAUGAAAAAGGACCGUAUGUGAUCAUCAAGGAACUUGGUUCAGGGCUUCAUGGUCGUGUCUUUUUGGCCUACGAUGACCAACAACAAUGUCAUGUUGCUGUGAAAUUGCCAACGGUGUUGACACUUGAUGCACUGACAACGGGUCACGUAAAUGUCAAUGAACUUGAACAACAAGUGGCAUCCAUUACCCACGAAUGCAACGCUAUGCGUCGCGUGCAGCACCCCAAUGUCCUGCAAGUUGACCGAUUAGUCUUGAAUCAGAAAUUUUCAUAUGACUACGUGGCUAUGGUGACCGAGUUUGCACCAAAUGGAGAUAUGUUUGACCUGGUGGAAGCAGCUGGAGCUCUUCCUGAACCAUUGGUGAAAGUUUACGCGUGUCAAUUGUUGCGUGCAUUGGAGGCGUGUCAUGCAAAUGGGGUUGUGCACCGAGAUGUAAAACCAGAAAACUUACUGCUGGACAUCAACUACCAGCUCAAGCUUGCAGAUUUUGGUGUCGUAGCAGUAGCACCAAUGGGCUCGGCUGCGACCAAUGUGUUUCCAAGAGACGAGAGUGGAACGGCAUUGUACAUGGCACCGGAGAUCAAGUCGAGACAAAAGUACCGUGGCACACCGGUCGAUGUGUGGUCAACAGGUGUGGUGCUCUUUAUCUUGAUGACUGGCUUCCCACCUUUCAAUGUAGCACAGGAGGGAGAUGUCUGGUAUGACGAUAUUCUGGCCGGUGACUUGGAGCACUUUUGGAAGACGCAGCCUGACGAAGUACUCUGUGCCAUGAGUCCUGGUGCGCAGGACCUCAUUUCAUCGAUGCUUGUUGCUCCUGAUCAACGCAUCACAGUGACGGAAGCCCUGCAGCACACGUGGCUACAAGGUGCCGACAGUGUGGAUGUCGCGCUGAUUCGCCAUGCCGUGUCGACACAUCUGGAAGCAGCUCUUGCUGCGAGCAAGAUCAUGACAGCCUGA